GCAUUUUACACAAUACACAUUUAUAUAUAUUUGGCAGACAGUAAAGCAAUUUGAAUUUAAUCAUUAUAUUUGUUCCCUGAGAAACGAACUAAUUAUGUUUCAAAUAUAGUUUGUGCAAAAUUAUUAUUUAAAUUAAUAGUAUUAAACGUGCGACGGAAGAACUUCAUUUCCCAGAACUCCCUUUCACGCGCAUGCGCACGUGCGUCAGCAGCAUGGCUGCAGGGAGCAGUAUGGAGUGGCUGAAGAGUGUUAAAGGAGUGAUUUUGGACAUGUGUGGAGUUCUGUAUGAUAGUGGAGAGGGUGGAGGACAAGCGAUACACGGAUCUAUAGAAGCAGUGAAGCGGCUGAUGGAUUCCGGUCUGAUCGUGCGCUUCUGCACUAAUGAGACUCAGAACACCCGUGAGAAGUUCGUGCAGAAGCUGCGCGCGAUGGGCUUUGACAUCAGCGUCAGUCACGUGUUCUCGCCUGCGCCUGCGCUCGUGCGCAUCCUCAGAGAGAGACGCCUGCGGCCACACCUGCUGGUGCACGACGAUCUGAUGCCAGAGUUUGAUGACGUGGACACGAGUUCUCCAAACUGUGUUGUGAUUGGAGACGCGGCGGAUAAAUUCUCCUACCAGAACCUGAACGAAGCCUUCCGUGUUCUGAUUGGACUGGAGAAACCGCUGCUGUUCUCGCUGGGGCAAGGACGCUACUAUAAGGAGACGGAUGGUCUGAAGCUGGACGUGGGCGUUUUUAUGAAGGCACUUGAGUACGCCUGUGACGUCCAGGCCGAGGUGGUGGGAAAACCAUCGGCAGAUUUCUUCCAGACAGUCCUGAACGACAUGAGUCUGCAGCCGCACGAGGCUGUGAUGAUUGGUGAUGAUCUGCUCAAUGAUGUUGGUGGAGCUCAGAGCUGCGGGAUGAAGGGCAUUCAAGUCAGAACCGGCAAAUACAGGCCGAGCGACGAGAAGCACCCGAGCGUGAGAGCCGACGGAUACGUGGAUGACCUCGCCGCCGCCGCGGACGCCAUCCUGACAUCAUCACUGACCAAUCACUGAAGAGACGCUGGUGACCAAUGAAGAGCUGCUGAAUCAGAGAAACUGUGAACGCCAGACGCACACGAGCCGUCCAGCCGGGGCUAUUAUAGUUCAUGUUAUUUAACUAUAGCUCAUAUUCAUAUUUAACUUGAUGUACUAAAAUAACUAAAAUAAAUAAACUGUGAUUUUAAGACAA
Messenger RNA from Ctenopharyngodon idella (grass carp), 1212 nucleotides. RefSeq names its product phospholysine phosphohistidine inorganic pyrophosphate phosphatase. Gene Ontology annotation, biological process: dephosphorylation. Gene Ontology annotation, molecular function: inorganic diphosphate phosphatase activity; phosphatase activity. Gene Ontology annotation, cellular component: cytosol. The transcript has 7 exons. The coding region runs from base 192 to 1037 and encodes 281 amino acids. Lineage: Eukaryota; Metazoa; Chordata; Actinopteri; Cypriniformes; Xenocyprididae. The record is from RefSeq and is a predicted model, not a curated record.